Molecule: messenger RNA, 1796 nt
Organism: Spea bombifrons (plains spadefoot toad)
Lineage: Eukaryota; Metazoa; Chordata; Amphibia; Anura; Pelobatidae
Gene: TTC31
Product: tetratricopeptide repeat domain 31
Exons: 15
Coding region: 1-1701 (566 amino acids)
Molecular function (GO): RNA binding; protein binding
Source: RefSeq, a predicted model, not a curated record
AUGACGUCACCGGAGGAAGCCGCCGAGAGAGCCCCGAAACAAGGAAGUUCCAGGAAGUGCUGCUGUUCGGCCCCGCCCUCCAAGGGGAGACGGCAUGGAGUUUUGAGAGUUGCCCGGAGAGGGGUCAGGGGCCACACUAACCCGGGCCGCCACGGUAUAGAGCGGUGUUAUGAAGGAGAGAUGGGUGAGCGGAUCCACGCACCCCGCAUGCUGCCGUGUGGCCCCCGGGGCUCUGAGGUCUGCUCUCUGCCCGCAGCUUCUGAUGAUGACUUUCUGGAUGAUUAUUCUUAUUUUAAUGAUGGGGAUGAAGAUGAUGAUGAUGAUGAUGGAAGAGCUUUUGCCGGGGGCCCUAACCUGGGGCCCUUCCUCCACCUGCACCCUUCUUUCCUUUACCCCCAUCAGCUAAGCUUUAGGCUGCCAGUAACCCAGGAGGAGGCCGACCGGAACGCUCUGGAGCUGCUGCAGGAGGAGGAGAAAGAGAGGCAGAAACUGGAAAAGAAGAGGUUAAAGAAAAAGCGUCAGAAGGAACGCAAACGUCAGCAGAAAGCGGAAGGCACGAGCCAUGGAACCGGUGCGGAUAAAGAUCUGGAUGCAGAUCCCAAUGACGGGACGGAUGCAGACGAGGAGAGCGAAUCGGAGGCAGAGCUGCCCCUCUCCGCCGCGGACCUUGAGGCCGGUCUCGAUCUCCAGAGCUCAUUUGUCCGCCAGGCCCAGCAAAGGAUGGGGAAUAAUCUGAAGCCCCAGAGGAAAGAGAGCGCUAGUGAGAGGUCUCGGGAGAGAAGGUCUGAGACGUCUAAGGAGAGAGACCCCCCAAAACCGUUGGCGCCAUCCAAGGAGCCGUCUCCGGUGAAGGGCAGUAUUACGGAUCUGUAUCGGGUGCAGCAGAGCUUGGAUUUAGCCAAUAUAGGUAAUAACCUUGCGAGUAGGGAACGCUUUCUUGAGGCCGCCAACUACUACACGGAGGCAAUUAAACUCAACCCCGCGGAAUAUAGGUUCCUCGGUAACCGCUCGUACAGCUAUGAGCGCUGUGGCCGGUACCAGGAGGCUUUGCGAGACGCAGACCAAGCGCUGCAGCUGCAGCCGCACUUUAUAAAGGGGCAUUUCAGGAAAGGAAAGGCCUUAAAGGGUCUGCAGAGAUACUCAGAGGCCAUCGCUGCUUUCCAGAAAGUUCUCUUAUCUGAUAUUAAUCACACCGAGGCGGCGGCUGAGAUAGCCCAAUGCCAGACAGACAUACAGGCCCAGAUCACAAGAGUGAACGUUAAUAGUAACUGUCCCCUUAACCCCCCUCCCACCCCGCCAGAAUCCAGCUCCGGGAAGGGAUUGGUGAUUCGGAACUCGCGUUACACGAUCGCUAACGGGACUGUAACCACCCCCAAAAGUGCAACUAAACAGAAACUGCCCCCGGCCAAGCAGCCGCCCACCCUCAGUUCUCUUUAUCCCGUGUGGGUUGGAAACGUCACGAAUAAGAUUACUGAGGAUGUUUUAAGAGCCACAUUUGAGCCGUUCGGCCCUGUCCAUUCCAUGCGGAUUCUGUACAGCAGAACCUGCGCGUUUAUUAACUACACCGGGAAGAAGGAUGCCGAGAGGGCAUUUCAGGAGCUGCAGGGCCGGAGUAUUGAAGGAACCACCCUUGUUUUACAGCUCAGGAACCCGGAGCAUUCAAAUUUAAAGGUGCCGGGAGCCAAGCAGCUGCUGAAGUGAGCGGCUUCUGCUGAUUUGCCCCGUGGGGGGUAACUCUCUGAUCAUCAAUCUUCACUGAUUUUAACCCUUUUGAAUUAAAAUCAAGUUUUUGUGUC